This is a messenger RNA of Talpa occidentalis (Iberian mole), 521 nucleotides long. It is a transcript of the gene MRPL23, whose product is annotated as mitochondrial ribosomal protein L23. Gene Ontology annotation, biological process: mitochondrial translation. Gene Ontology annotation, molecular function: structural constituent of ribosome. The record is from RefSeq and is a predicted model, not a curated record. Gene Ontology annotation, cellular component: ribosome; mitochondrial large ribosomal subunit. The transcript is spliced from 5 exons. Lineage: Eukaryota; Metazoa; Chordata; Mammalia; Eulipotyphla; Talpidae. Bases 26 to 508 code for a protein of 160 amino acids.
UUCCGCCGGGCCCGGAAGCGCGGCGAUGGCGCGGAACGUGCUGUACCCCCUGUACCAGCUGGGCAACCCCCAGCUCCGUGUCUUCCGCACCAACUUCUUCGUCCGGCUGGUGCGGCCGGGCACGGCCCAGCCCGAGGACACUGUGCAGUUCCGGAUCCCCAUGGAGAUGACCAGGGUGGACCUCAGGAACUACCUGGAGCGCAUUUACGAUGUGCCUGUGGCCGCCGUGCGGACGAGGGUGCAGCACGGCUCCCACAGGAAGCGCGACCACAGGAACAGCCGCGUGAAGAGGCCCGACUACAAGGUGGCCUACGUGCAGCUGCUCGUGUCUCCCGCAGGCGCACGGCCGGACCUUCGCCUUCCCGGACCUGUUCCCCGGCCCGGCGGGCGGCGCGGAGGACGAGGCCGCGCGGGCCGGGCUGCUGGAGGAGCAGCGGCGGCGCGAGGGCCGCGACCCCCGGCGGGGCGGGGUCCCCUCCUGGUUCGGCCUGUGACCCGCGUCCAAUAAAGGCCCGUGCGGA